UGGAAAAUAGACAGCUGUCAAUCAUGUUUCAGAGAAGUAAGAUUAAUAUCCGUCAGUAGCUGUGCGUUUGUGUGCCUUCAUGUUCCCACGAAUACCUCGAGGCCAAAUGAAGUUUAUCAUCGAGGAUUUUCACGCAACGAAUUUCGCAGUUUGACAAGAACACUUUCAAUACCACUGCUCAGUCUAACAGUUCGCGAAAGGACAAGGUAUUGCGAUUUCUCGCUUGGUUGUCUCGCAUCUCUGUCUGCAACUAUGGAUACCGAAAGUGACAGAAUUAUAAUCAACGUUGGAGGAAAACGCCAUGAAACGUAUGCAAGCACUCUACAAACUAUUCCCGAUACCAGGUUGGCUUGGCUGGCGGGGAGUUUCAUUAACGGGGAUACCAAGCAAGAAUAUUUUUUCGACCGAAACCCUAAAAUAUUCGGUAUCAUUCUCAACUAUUAUCGCACGGGCCAGUUGCACGCUCCCAGGGAUUUUUGCGGACCGCUUUUUGAAGAGGAGCUGACAUUCUGGGGAAUCGAAGAAAAAGAGAUGGAAGCGUGUUGUUGGCCGUACUACAGUCAACAUCGAGAUGCUGAGAAAAAUUUGAAAGAUUUUGUCGGACCUGAGUUUGAGGAUUCGGAUGAUGACGAUGAUAAUUCGUCCCCAGAUUUAGAUUCAUCGUAUCGCCAAAUGUCAUCGCUUUCAUGUUGGACAAUCUACCGACCAAAGAUUUGGGCUGUGCUCGAUGAUGCUCACUCAUCAACCAGGGCAAAGGUGUUUGCUAUGGUGUCCCUGUUCAUGAUUCUAGCCUCGGUUGCUUCAAUGUGUGCCUGGUCGGUUGUAAAGGACCAAAAUAAUAAAUACAUUCAAGGGUUUGAGUACGCCUUCUGUGCCUGGUUCACGCUGGAAUUUGGAGCCAGGUUGAUAUUUUGCCCCGACAAGAUCGCUUUCUUUAAGGAAAUCAUGACCUGGGUCGAUUUGAUAUCCCUGCUUCCAUUUUACGAAAACAUCAUUCUUGGUAGUGGAAACCUAAACUUUCUGCGAGCGGUGAGGCUCAUACGAACAUUCCGUGCAUUGAAAGUGUUCGCUUUUACAAGCGGUUUGCAGAUUAUCGUGCAAUCGCUCAAAGCGAGCUUCAGAGAACUUAUCCUUCUUUUGAUAAUCUUGCUAAUUCCAGUUGUGGUAUUUUCCAGCGUUUUAUUCGAGAUCGAAACCAAACAGGGAAGUGAACCUGAUUUUCAAAGUAUCCCAGAAGCAUUUUGGUGGGCGAUUAUCACCAUGACAACCGUUGGCUAUGGUGACAUGGUGCCUAAGACAAUCCCUGGUAGGAUCAUUGGUGGAAUAUGCGCCAUUUUCGGCGUGCUCAUCGUAGCUUUGCCUGUCUCUGUGAUAGGAAAUAAUUUCUCCACGUAUUACUCCCAUGCACAAGCCAGGCUUAGCCUGCCGAAGAAAAAGCGACGCUUAAUUUGUGAGGCUAAACUGCGCGUGAACCCCAGACAUGGUCAGUCACCAACCAGCACCAUGUCAUUACAACAGAACGGGCAAUUGCCGGAGGUGUUGACCCAGGAGUCAAGAGAAGGCUCGGCUACUAAGUUUAGGCGCUAUCAUCGACGCUCUCGAAACACUCUUUUUGCUCAUGGUGAUGUGUAUAUCGGUCCAAGCAAGUACGAGAGAAACAAGGUUCGUCGAGAUGACACGUGUAAUGAAGAAGAAAAUGAAAAUGAAAGCGAGAGCGAAACAAAGAUAGAAAGUCCAACCACAAAAGAAACAGUGGGAAGCGGGGAUGUGGACAACAGAUCAGAAAAGAUCGCUCAUUUGCCAUCGGCUCAUGAAAUGGAGGAACUUCCUACUAUUUCCGCCCUCCCCAGAAAUUUCACACUUAUAAACUCGAUGCACGAGAGCGAGGAAAUCAUUGAAGAAGACACGAGACCUCCGUCGGUUCUUUCCGAACGCCGUGGAACGAAGAAGAGAAAGAAAAUGUCCACCUCCACCAUCCCUUCAUCCCGUCGUAAAAAAUCCAGUAGCUCUCUAUCCAGGUCAUGGGUGGAAUUAAAAACUGAAAAUUCUCCGCAGAAAAACGGGCGCCCCCAAAGUUCCCGCGGGAACAAGGCCCGCGUGUCACCCGCGGACGCGCGGGGGAGUUAUAAAAAUCCUGCUUUGGAGUUAGAAAGUCCUCAAAGUUUAUCCCCAUCUCAAAUAUACUCUGUGCCCUCGUUUAAAGUUGGCGUUGAGAUGACUCGGUUGGACAAGGCUGGUGUUCUAAACUUACCCAGUGAAAACAGUAUUGAUAAGAGUGAAAUGUCGUCGACGGUGGUGAGGGAUAGCCACCACAGAACGGGAAAGGGAAACGAGCAUGACCUUGCAAACGGAUUUAAAGCUUAAUUAAUUUAAAAGCUCACUGUUUAAGUCAGUAACGCACCUAGCGGUCAAAUACAAAAGCCCAACGAUAAUAAAAUUUCCCGCGAGAGACUCCCAUACGGAAAGGACGGGGGUGCUUGUCGGAAAUUUUCUAAAAGAAAAGAAGUACCAAGACCUUGUUUUGUGGGCGUGAUUGGAAAUGUUUCUCACCCUUAAGAGGUGCUAAUUCUAAAGCAACAAAUCAGUGUCACUGACUUUUUUCGCGAAAGCUCCUGCUGUGGGACCUUUUGAAGCUUGACGCCUACCAAAUCCACUUUUUUAACCCCUAAAAGGUACGACAAACAUCCCGGUCCUGUUUAAAUGGGAUUCCCCGGGUACAAGUUCAGUGUCGAGAAAAUUUAAUGAAAUGAAGACUAUGUUUAAGCGCAAAAAAAUUUCCAGAGAAACAAGUGACGAAAAUAGGUCGAUAA
Molecule: messenger RNA, 2810 nt
Organism: Orbicella faveolata
Lineage: Eukaryota; Metazoa; Cnidaria; Anthozoa; Scleractinia; Merulinidae
Product: voltage-gated potassium channel KCNC1-like
Biological process (GO): potassium ion transmembrane transport; action potential; protein homooligomerization
Cellular component (GO): membrane; voltage-gated potassium channel complex
Molecular function (GO): protein binding; delayed rectifier potassium channel activity
Source: RefSeq, a predicted model, not a curated record